AUGCUACCAAGCCACAGUUGUAAAGGUUUCGUGGAUGCCCAGGGCAGGGUCUUCGUGGAUGGCCGCGAGUACCCCAUGGCAUCUGGCAUUGUCGCCACGGAGGACGUGAUCCAGACCAGGAUCAAGGCCAUGGCGCACACAAUCGCGAAGGACUACAAGUUGCUCGGCCACCGCGACGUUCGUCUGUCACCCAGCACGGCGGCCGCCGCGGAGGCGGCGGAGGCGCCGAUCAGCUACGACAACCCGCUCAUCAUCAUCUCCGUGCUCAAGGGCAGCUACAUCUUUACAUCCGACUUCAUCCGCUACCUUGGCGACUGCGGGCUGCCGCACGUUGUCGACUUCGUGCGCUUGGCCUCGUACAACUCGGGCACAAAGAGCACCGGCCAGAUCUCGAUGUUGGCAGGUCUCAAGUUCGAGAAUCUACGCGGCAAGCACGUACUGAUCGUCGAGGAUGUGUGCGACUCGGGGCGCACGCUCCACUUCCUGCGCGAUUACAUAAUGGAGAAGUUCCAGCCCAAGAGCAUCAAGACACUCGUGAUGGUGAACAAAGAACCGGCGGCGCGCAAGGUGGACUUCGAUCCGGAGUACUUCUGCCUUGCCGGCCCCAACAAGUACAUUGUCGGAUACGGGUUCGAGGUGAAUGAUCGCUACCGUGACUUGCGUCACAUCUUCAUCCUGCGGGACGGGGAGGCGACCCGCUACCCUAACAAGCUCUGA
Molecule: messenger RNA, 717 nt
Organism: Leishmania mexicana MHOM/GT/2001/U1103
Lineage: Eukaryota; Euglenozoa; Kinetoplastea; Trypanosomatida; Trypanosomatidae
Product: xanthine phosphoribosyltransferase
Exons: 1
Coding region: 1-717 (238 amino acids)
Biological process (GO): GMP salvage; IMP salvage; guanine salvage
Molecular function (GO): hypoxanthine phosphoribosyltransferase activity; magnesium ion binding
Source: RefSeq, a predicted model, not a curated record